GCUCACCCAUCCUGAAACCGCAUUUCAAAUGUUUCUUCUCCCUCUACACAGGCACGGUUCAUGAUCUUAUUCCCAAAUUAGGGUUUUAUUCUGCAAUGGUGGCAGUGAUGAUGGCCACGAACACGAGGGAAAAGCUCGCGAGUUUGAUAAACUCGGUCGAGUCGGCCUCGGAUAUACCGUCUAAGCUCGAACCCUUGCGCCAAUUGAAGCAAGAUUUGCCCCAACAGGACCACGUCUUGCUCUCGGAGUUCCUGCCUCUCUUUUUCGAGCUCAAGUCCGACCGGUUCAGUCCGGUUCGUAAGCAUGUUGCAGAGAUUAUUGGUGAAAUUGGACUUAAGCAUGUGGAAUUCUUACCUGAAAUUGUGCCUGAGUUGAUUGCUGUUUUGAGUGACGGUACACCGGCUGUUGCACGACAAGCCAUCGCUAGUGGGAUCGAAUUGUUUCGUUCUACUCUUGAAAAAGUCACAAUUCAGGGUCUAUAUGCAAGUGAGUUGGACAGUGCCCUUGAGUCAUCAUGGGCGUGGAUGUUGAAAUUCAAGGACAAAAUAUACUCAAUAGCUUUUCAGACGGGAAGUGGUGGGACAAGGUUACUGGCACUGAAGUUUGUUGAAGCAGUCAUUCUUCUUUACACACCCGAUCCUAAUGGCUCUUUAGAGCCCCCUCCUUAUGAAGGAAAGUGUGUGCAAUUUAAUAUAUCUUGGAUACGUGUGGGUCACCCUUUGCUUAAUGUUGGAGAUUUGUCAAUUGAGGCCACUCAGAGUUUGGGUCUAUUGCUUGAUCAACUCAGGUUCCCGACAGUGAAAUCUCUUAGUAAUGCAGAAACCAUUGUGCUCAUUAACAGUUUCUCGGCAAUUGCAAAACAAAGGCCUGCAUUCUAUGGACGGAUUCUGCCAGUUUUACUUGGUUUGGAACCCUCGAGCUCUGUGAUCAAUGGAAUGCAUGUUUCUGCGGCACAUCAUGCUUUGAAAAAUGCCUUCCUCACCUGCUUGAAAUGUACACACCCGGGUGCUGCUCCGUGGCGGGAUCGUUUGGUUGGUGCCUUGGGGGAGAUUAAACCCAUAGGGUUGGCGGAACAGGCUCUUCAACAAGGUUGCAAGUCUAAUGGAAGUCUAGGCGAAGGGAAAGAAGAUUCACCAGUUAUUAUGGAAGAGAAACCCACAAUUAAAGCAUGUGAUGCUGUGGACAGUAAUUUGGGGAGAAAAAGAUCUGGAUCACCGGACGGCAGUGAUCUGGCUGAAGAUGAAGAUGUGGCAGAAAAACGAGCAAGACCAUCACCUAGUGUCUCAGAGGAAUCGACUAGAGAGUUGGAUAAGAAAAUCACAACACCUCAGGAUGACAUUCCUUCAACUCGUCCAAACAUUUCCAGAGGAGAUGGUGAUUCUGGGCCUGUGCAGCAGCUUGUUGCUAUGUUUGGUGCAUUGGUUGCUCAAGGUGAAAAAGCUGUUGGCUCUUUGGAGAUUCUUAUCUCAAGUAUCUCUGCUGACUUGCUAGCUGAGGUAGUGAUGGCUAAUAUGCGUUACCUGCCUCCCAAUCGUUUCAAAGCUGAAGAAGAUGAAGAUUCGCUGCUGAACAUGACUAUUUAUGGCAGUGAUACUCAAGCUAAAUAUCCUCCAUCGUUUAUAGCAAAUGUUCUGUCACUUUCUAGUACUUUCCCACCAAUAGCCUCAUUGUUAGAUGCUCAACAGUCUGCAUCCAGCGAUAUAGUGAAACCUCAUGACGAGGAAGAACUUGUGGCUGUAGCUGAUACAGAUCUUGAAUGUGCUGGUAUGGACCAUGGAUCUGAUAAUGCAAUUUCGCCCACUGGUUUACUAGCUUCUUCUGAUGUUGUUUCAUCUGGAAUGGAGAAAGGCUGCUUUCCUAUUCCAUCUGAUAUCCAUGAUGUGGAGAAUCUAGAGAGUGAGAUACCUGGCCUGGAUUCUUCUGCGCAUACUGAUGGAUUGUCAGAGACUUUGGUUGCUUCCUCUUUGGCCUCUACUGAUUUAGAAGAAGCCAGUCAAGAGCAAGUUACAAGUUUGGGUCAGUCACCAGUGAAUUUACUUCCAUCAAUGUCUACGGACAAGUCUGAGGAGCUUAGCCCAAAAGCAGCUGUUACAGAUGUCACUAGCCUGGUCUCGUCAACAGCAACUUCUGUUGGGUUGUCUUCUCAUUUUGUCUUGCCCAAGAUGGCAGCACCUGUUGUUUACCUUGAUGAUGAACAGAAGGAUCAUUUGCAGAAAUUGGCUUUUAUGCGUAUUGUUGAGGCAUAUAAGCAAGUAGCAGUUGCUGGAGGUGCACAAAUCCGCUUUUCACUUCUUGCAAAUUUAGGGGUUGAGUUUCCCUCAGAGUUGGAUCCCUGGAAACUGUUACAGACGCAUAUAUUGGAAGAUUAUAUGGGUCAUGAGGGGCACGAGUUGACAUUGCGUGUCCUCUACAGGUUAUAUGGCGAGCAAGUAGAGGACCGCGACUUCUUUUCUUCUACAAAUGCAGCUUCUGAAUAUGAAAAAUUCCUUCUUACUGUGGCGGAAACACUUAGAGAUUCUUUCCCACCUUCAGACAAAUCAUUAAGUAGAUUGCUUGAUGAAGCUCCUGAUCUGCCAAAGUCGGUUUUAAAAUUAUUAGAGUCCAUGUGUUCUCCUGGAAACUGUGACAAAGCUGAUGAGUUACAAAGUGGGGAUCGGGUUACCCAAGGUCUCAGUGCCGUGUGGAGAUUGAUUAUGCUGAGGCCUCUCAUUCGAGAUGUGUGCUUGAAAAUUGCUUUACAGAGUGCAGUCCAUCACUUGGAGGAAGUGCGUAUGAAGGCAAUACGUCUGGUGGCAAACAAGCUGUACCCUUUAUCAUCCAUUGCUAAACAAAUUGAGGAUUUUGCAAAGGAAAUGUUGCUCUCUAUAAUAAGUGAUGAUGCAACAGAAAGAACAGAUAGUGAAGGCCCAGUCACUGAAUCACAGAAGUUUUCUGAUCUGGAAAAACAUGUCGAUGAACAUGUGUCAGUGAGUGCCAACAGUAAAGACAUUUCCUCUGAUACUCUUCAAUCGGGCAUGUGUCAAACUGUGUCCUCCCAUUCAGUCUCCGAGGUCCAGCGGCACAUGUCACUGUAUUUUGCGUUGUGUACCAAGAAGCACUCCCUUUUUCGCCAAAUAUUUGCUAGCUAUAUGAGCAUGUCAAAGACAGUUAAGCAGACGGUUCAUCGCCAGAUCCCAGUACUAGUCCGUACUAUGGGCUCUUCAUCAGAUCUUCUUGAAAUCAUUUCAGAUCCUCCAAGUGGAAGCAAGAACCUACUAAUGCAGGUUUUGCAUACACUGACAGAUGGGACGGUUCCCUCUUCAGAAUUAUUAUUUACCGUUAGGAAGUUAUAUGAUUCCAAAGUAAAGGAUUUAGAGAUUCUUAUUCCGAUAUUACCAUUCCUAUCAAAGGACGAGGUUAAGCUGAUUUUUCCCCAUGUUGUGAAUCUUCCACCAGAUAAGUUCCAAGCAGCACUUGCUCGCAUAUUACAGGGAUCAUCUCAUUCUGGUCCAGUGCUCACUCCAGCUGAAGUGUUAAUUGCUAUCCAUGCGAUUGAUACCGACAGAGAUGGAAUUCCCUUGAAGAAGGUCACGGACGCAUGCAAUGCUUGUUUUGAGCAGAGGCAAAUAUUCACCCAACAAGUGCUUGCAAAGGUUUUGAAUCAGUUGGUUGAGCAGAUUCCUCUUCCUUUAUUGUUCAUGCGGACAGUGCUACAAGCCAUAGGUGCUUUCCCAGCGCUGGUGGGUUUUAUAAUGGAGAUCCUGUCUCGUCUUGUGAGCAAGGAGAUUUGGAAAUACCCAAAGUUGUGGGUAGGAUUCAUGAAGUGUGCACUCCUGACAAAGCCUCAGUCAUUCAGCGUGUUGCUUAAGCUACCUCCAGCACAGCUAGAAAAUGCAUUGACUAGAACUGGAGCACUAAAAGCACCUUUGAUUGCUCAUGCUAGCCAACCCAACAUCCGAUCUUCACUUCCAAGAUCUGUCUUGGUGGUUCUGGGAAUUGCACCAGAUUCACAAACUUCAAGUCAGGCACAAACAACGGGAGUUGCCCCAGAUUCUCAGAAUUCAAGCCAGCCGCAAACAAGUGAAGCUCAGACUGGACAUACAAGCAACUCAGAUAAUGUGGUGACAGAGAAAUCUAAAGAAUCAUCUGGGGCCACCUGACUUCACAAGAAGCUAAUUUUAAGAGUCUGAUUCCGCAUUUCAAUUUUGACAUUGCUUACCUUACCGGAUGUGUCCCUAACUUAGCCAAUUGGGUCACCCCGAGCUCCCAUAGCCACGGCCUCUACGCUCAAAUCUCACUCUAAAUUAGUGGAGCACGAAGACGAGACUUAUGUAUGUUGUAUUACUACACUGUCAGCAACACAACCCCGGAGUGCCUUGUACAAAGAAAUUGCAGAAUUUAGGAGGCAUGUUCAACAUUGUACGAUGCGAUGAAAUUUUGUAAAUGAAAAUACAUGUGGUUCUUUUCUUUUUAGAUUUUAGACACCUCUUCUAGUUUUUUGUACGAAGGCUUUGCCUUUUUUUCUUUAAUAAAUUAUUAUUCAUUAAAAAAAAUAUAUAGUUUUAUUAU
Molecule: messenger RNA, 4548 nt
Organism: Corylus avellana
Lineage: Eukaryota; Viridiplantae; Streptophyta; Magnoliopsida; Fagales; Betulaceae
Gene: ESP4
Product: HEAT repeat-containing protein
Source: RefSeq, a predicted model, not a curated record